Messenger RNA from Babesia bovis T2Bo, 488 nucleotides. Its product is annotated as putative integral membrane protein. Bases 100 to 471 code for a protein of 123 amino acids. Lineage: Eukaryota; Apicomplexa; Aconoidasida; Piroplasmida; Babesiidae. The record is from RefSeq and is a predicted model, not a curated record. The transcript has 2 exons.
AGAGUGUGCUCUAGGGACGAUUACAUCUCGUGUGUUUGCCGUUAUAGCCUUGAUAUCUGUAUCUUUGGGAGUAGUGUAUUACCUUUUCUUUUUGUAAAAAUGGCCAAGGUUGUUGGACACGCAUUCCCUCUUUUGGGUCGUAGAUAUGGUCACUUUACAGGUGUAUCACGCAGUUUAUUCCCGGCACUUAUUGCUGGCGGCAUGUUUGGGCGCAUGAUUCCAUUUGAUACUGAAAGUAUAGACGUGCCUUUUUGGGGCCGUGGCAGUUCAAGUCGUAGUUUUGGCACCUUCUUACUGGGACUUACUUUGGGUGUAGGUAUUGGUGUUGUUGUAUACCCUCGUUUACCUUCUAUGGUUCAUGACUGGGUGUCAUAUCUGUGGCAGCUAAUUUCUAAAAUGGAAUUUAGUUGGUCCAGUGGUUCUAAAUCGCCUGAGCCGUCAGUGGAGAAGGAACAGCACGACACGUUGUAACACCCCUUAUUAGAACA